Euleptes europaea (tarantolino) is the source of this 397-nucleotide messenger RNA. RefSeq names its product elongin B (gene ELOB). Gene Ontology annotation, biological process: transcription elongation by RNA polymerase II. NCBI's taxonomy places the organism in Eukaryota, Metazoa, Chordata, Lepidosauria, Squamata, Sphaerodactylidae. The transcript is spliced from 4 exons. Bases 4 to 363 code for a protein of 119 amino acids. Gene Ontology annotation, molecular function: protein binding. Gene Ontology annotation, cellular component: VCB complex; elongin complex. The record is from RefSeq and is a predicted model, not a curated record.
GAGAUGGAUGUCUUUCUAAUGAUCCGAUGUCACAAGACGACCAUCUUCACAGACGCAAAGGAAUCCAGUACAGUGUAUGAGCUGAAAAGAAUUGUGGAGGGAAUCCUAAAGAGACCCCCGGAAGAACAGAGGCUAUACAAGGAUGACCAGUUGCUGGAUGACAGCAAAACCCUCGGAGACUGCGGCUUCACCAGUCAGACGGCGCGACCCCAAGCUCCAGCUACAGUUGGCUUGGCCUUCAAGAUCAGUGAUGACACCUUCGAGCCCCUCCGCAUCGAGCCCUUCUCCAGCCCUCCGGAGCUCCCCGACGUAAUGAAACCCCAGGACUCCAGCAGCAGCGCGAACGAGCAGGCAGUGCAAUGAGCGCCGAGAGGGGUGCAGCGAGCUGCACGUCCCA